UCCUUAUUGUUGAUUUUUGUACUGACGAUGAUUGGUUUACAAUACAUAUUUCCUCACGAUGUCUCAGCACUGACAUACUAUAAAAGGGUAGGACCUACCCCAGAUAGAAGCAUAGACAAUCAGUAAGAGCUUAGCAAAGUCACUCCCACUAACCAGCGUGCUGUGAAGAGGUCCAGACUGCAAAAGGAACAAGUGUCACAGACAUCCCUGGUAGGAAUUUAACUAAACAAAUAGGAUCAAGUGAUUGAAAACUCGGCCAGAUUUUCCUCUUGCCCUCAACACAAACUUGAAGUUCCUGACAAGGCGCCUGCAGAAGCAUGGACAAAUGGGGAUAUGCGGAGCACAAUGGUCCUGCAGUGUGGCAUGAAUUAUUUCCCCUUGCCAAUGGAGAGCGUCAGUCACCUAUCAAUAUCAUAACUAAAGAUGCUAUAUACGACCCCAGCUUGAAACCUCUCCACGUCGACUAUGAUGCAUCCUCGGCGAAAGUUAUUAUCAACAGUGGUCAUUCAUUCAGUGUGGAAUUUGACGACGCAGAAGACAAAUCAGUGUUAAGUGGAGGACCGCUUCAUGGAAGCUACAGAUUGCGUCAGUUUCAUUUUCACUGGGGGCCAAGUGAUGACCGUGGAGCUGAGCAUAAGGUGGAUGGUAAAGACUACCCAGCAGAGCUGCACAUUGUUCACUGGAAUUCAGAAAAGUAUUCAACUUUUGUGGAGGCUGUUUUCCAGCCGGACGGGCUGGGUGUUUUGGGGGUACAUUUAAAGAUUGGAGACCACAACAAAAGCAUAGAGAGAAUAACAGAUGUGCUUGAUGCUAUCAACGCUAAGGACAAGCAGUCAUCCUUCACCAACUUUACUCCAUCCAGUCUGCUUCCUGACCGCCUGGAUUUCUGGACCUACCCUGGGUCACUUACUGUUCCUCCCCUACUAGAGACUGUCACUUGGAUUUUUCUAAAGGAACCAAUAACAGUCAGCUCCAGACAGCUAUCCAAAUUCCGCAGCCUGUUGAGCACCAGGGAAACAGAUGGCGAUGCAUCCUGCUGCAUGGAAAGCAACCACCGUCCUGUCCAGCCACUCAAAGGGAGGAAAGUCAGAGCAUCUUUCCAGUAGAUAACCCUCAUGCCCUUAGUGCGGGGAGACAUGCAGGAACAUUCUUCAAUAGUGCAUCUGUCAGCAUGGCAACGUCAUGUACAGAAUAUUUUUGUAUUAUACAGACAUGUACUAAUGUUUCAAAUAAUAUUUUUGCUACAGUAUGAAUGUGUUCACGUAGUAUGUAUUUGUCAUUCCCCUGAAUGUCUUGUAAUUUGCAUCAAGUGAAAUUUCAAAGAUUGUUGGGUUGUGAUUUUUUUUAUACAAAAACUCCUUGAGUCCUCUUGGAGAAAGAGCGCUAUAUAAAUAAAAUUAUUAUUA
Pseudophryne corroboree (corroboree frog) is the source of this 1406-nucleotide messenger RNA. RefSeq names its product carbonic anhydrase 13-like. The transcript is spliced from 7 exons. NCBI's taxonomy places the organism in Eukaryota, Metazoa, Chordata, Amphibia, Anura, Myobatrachidae. Gene Ontology annotation, molecular function: zinc ion binding; carbonate dehydratase activity. The record is from RefSeq and is a predicted model, not a curated record. Bases 318 to 1106 code for a protein of 262 amino acids.